CGAACCCGGCAUCGCCGGCACCUCUUCCCUUCCCAUUUUCUAACCCCACAUUUUGUACUCUCACGUUAGCUCGUGAUGCCAGAACAGCCCAGGAAACCAUCAGACCAGGAGCAGGAUCAAUCAGAGACGGGUCCACCGACAAACAAGAGAAGACGUAUUGGUUUGGCAUGUAAUGCCUGUCGGUCACGCAAGUCUAGAUGCGAUGGACAGCGCCCUUCGUGCUCGUCGUGCCUGUCCCUUGGUUUCGACUGCAUGUACGAGCCUGGUGAUUCUGCCACGAACGUAAUUGUUCGCAAAGACUAUGUCUCGGAUCUCGAACAGCGUGUCAGCUCUGUUGAGCAUAAUCUCCAACGGUUGAACGAUGUUCUCAAGGGUCAUCUCUCGCCUUGUAACAACACGAAUACCUCACCAUGUCAACAUGGAAACAUCAACGUUGGCCACUCUAUGCCUUCACCUGCACCCACUGCACCGGCGAAAGCGUCAGCGCCAUCGGGAGCAGGGACAGGGACAUGUGCGACAAGCCUAGAAGAGCCUCAGGAUGAGGAAGGUAUUCCCAAUGGGAUGGCCAUGACGUUUGUCGAAGAAAAGACAUCGGCGUUUUAUGGCGAAGCCUCCAAUAUUAACUUCACGCAACUUCUUCUUCGCGCCAUCGCGGCUGUGCACCACUCACCGGGCGCGCCGUCUGCGCUUGACAGAGCUUCUGUGUUGGGAGAAAAUGUUGUUGCAAGUGUCUCCCAAAGCAAAGGCUCUCUGGGAGGCUCAGCAACACCACUAGACUCACUACCCACCGCCCUGCCAUCUGUCGAGGAGAUGGACACUUUGCUUGACCUCUACUUCGACACAGCUGGUGUUGUCUUCCCCUUCAUUCACGAAGAGACCAUGAGAAGUACAUACAAUGAAUGCAGACUCAACGGCUUCACAAGAGCUCGAAGAACAUGGCUUGGAACUCUGAACAUGGUAUUUGCCAUGGCGAGUAACUUUGACAGGGACUACACUACAUCGUCCAAGAAGCGCUUCGAGAGGUCCAACGCUUUCUACAAAAGAGCUUUGGGCCUUUGCAACGAGCUAUCAAAGCGUGUCAUAAGUCUUGAGAUAGUUCAUUAUCUCAUAUUGGUCGUUCUUCAUUGUCAGGGAACUUCACGCUCCGUGCAAGCCUGGAACAACUACGGUCUUGUUAUCCGAUCGGCUAUGGCACUAGGACUUCACACCGAGUCCACUGAGAGGUCGCUUGAUCCUGUGCAGAAAGAAUAUCGUCGUCGGACUUGGGUGGUCAUAUACUGCCUUGACAAAGUGCUCAGCACAGCUGUAGGAAGACCCGCGAGUAUCCCAGAUGAGCAGAUGACGCGGCGAGAGCCAGCAUCUGGAUGGUCACCUCCGACCUCUGACGCCGCCGAUCUACCUGGUGAUUUCUUGGCUGUAUCAUUCAGGAUGUAUCAGGUGAUGAGCAAGUCUCUCGCCAUUCAGUACGGUGCAAAUCUCGAUCACGACGCAGACCCUGAUGAAAUGGCCCACCUCAAGGCCUCAGGUGAACUCCGAAAACAACUUCGGCUUUGGGCGGCGAAUCUACCGCCACAUCUUCAACUGUGCGACGUUGAGUCGGAUGCUCUUUCUCAAAACACAAAGGCGAACAGACUUCGCGUUAUUCUUACGAUGAGAUAUCAUAAUCUGAGUAUUCUCAUACAUAAACCACUGCUCAGCGCUACGAUACGACAUUUGUUCCGACAGGAUGACACGGCGAAUGAAAGCUCAUCGUACUUGAUACAGCUCGCCAUGGCGGAAGCGCAUGAAUGUGUUCGCUCAGCACAACUUACAAUUGACAUUGUUCAUUCCGUUAUCAGUGUAGAUUCCACGAGCAAGAACAAUCUUGGGGUAUGGUAUUUCACACUUUACUAUGUCUUCACGGCCUCACUGGUCAUCUGCGGGCGGUUACUCUGGGCACAACAUGGAGACACUGUAGUUGACGAAGCAUCCGUCAGCCACAUGAAGUUCCUCCUCAGCAAAGCAGAAGCAAUAUUCCUGAAUCUGGAUCACGAGAAUAGUCUCGUGCUAAGUUGCCUAGAAUACAUUCGUAGACUCUCGCGAAUGUGCGGCAAAAAAGAAAUUGCCCCGGAUGCUGCGUCUGCUAUUAUGCACGAUAAUGGGUCGAGUUCUACGGGUUCUGCGGACGCUAUGUCUUUUAAUCUCGAUAACAUGGAUCCCUUUCAGCUUUUUGCGUCGGAGAUGUUUGAUCCCGCUAUUUUUGAACAUUUUCAUCAAUCACCUGUCGAUGGUAUGAGUUUUGUGAAUGGGUUAUGGGAGGGGUUUCCUUGUGGAGGAUGAGACGACCACCGCAUGAAUAUAGCAAGUUUGGAUAGGUCAUGAUGUUGCGUUCAAUUGAUUACAGGCCUCACAAUGAGUUUUGGUUUUGUCUCACUUGUACCGACAGUGAACCUAUUUGAAGAAC
Molecule: messenger RNA, 2443 nt
Organism: Fusarium oxysporum Fo47
Lineage: Eukaryota; Fungi; Ascomycota; Sordariomycetes; Hypocreales; Nectriaceae
Product: transcription factor domain-containing protein
Exons: 4
Coding region: 76-2319 (747 amino acids)
Biological process (GO): positive regulation of transcription from RNA polymerase II promoter by galactose; DNA-templated transcription
Cellular component (GO): nucleus
Molecular function (GO): zinc ion binding; DNA-binding transcription factor activity, RNA polymerase II-specific; RNA polymerase II cis-regulatory region sequence-specific DNA binding
Source: RefSeq, a predicted model, not a curated record